This is a messenger RNA of Perkinsus marinus ATCC 50983, 1497 nucleotides long. RefSeq names its product gag/pol/env polyprotein, putative. Lineage: Eukaryota; Perkinsozoa; Perkinsida; Perkinsidae. The record is from RefSeq and is a predicted model, not a curated record. The coding region runs from base 1 to 1353 and encodes 450 amino acids. The transcript has a single exon. Gene Ontology annotation, molecular function: nucleic acid binding. Gene Ontology annotation, biological process: DNA integration.
AUGCCGAGCAUCCUCAAGAAGUGGAUCCGUUCCUGUAAGGAAUGUCAGCUUACCAGAACGGGUGGACUUAAUCCUGUUCAACCUUCUCUUUUCCGCCGAGGUGCUGGCCGUUUCUCCGAGGUUCAACUUGACUUCCUUGGACCUAUCUCUGACUCGUCUGACCACUCAGAACCUAAUAACUGUACCUAUCUGACUAUACUCGUGGAUAGUGCUACUCAGAUGUGUAUGGGUUGUCCUGCCCAAUCGACUUCCACUUCAUCUGUCAUCUCAGCUGUGCUUCAAUGGUGUGCUAUUUUUGGACCCCCUUCUGUGCUACAACUUGAUAGCCCUCCUGCGCAUAGCUCUGACAAGCUAUCCCGGUUCCUAACGGUUCUGGGUAUCGAACGAUCCCUUGGUGUUUCUCGUCGUCCUCAAUGCCAAGGUCGUGUGGAAAACGUCAUCAAAGAGAUCAAACUAGCCAUGUCUACUAACUCCAUCUUAUCUCCGGGUCGUCUUCCAUGGUGGGUUAUCGCACAAUCGGUUAUUUCGGUCCACAACAGCAGCAAGAUAGCACUAUAUGGUUUCAGUCCCUCUGAGUUGGCCUUUGGCAUUGCUGAUCCUUUUCUCCCUUCAGCAGCUCUACUUGACCCGCAGUCUGAUGCGGAAGCUUCCUCUAUCGAUCAGUUUAAUGAUUCUUGGUCAGAGUUUCGUAAUCAAGUUGUCGAUAAUUUCUAUAUUACUAGAGCCAUCGCUGAUGAUGUAGCUCAUAAGCUUGAAAUGGUUCAACUGGCUCACGAAGUGCCCUUGUACACUUUUUCGCCUGGAGAUCAGGUUCGGCUCUGUCGACUGGAGAACAACCACAGAGUCUUACGCGGGCCUUUCACUGUUACAGACUUGCAUCCUUCUAACCCCUAUCUCUAUCGUCUUUCAGAUUGGCCGGGAUGGGUAAGUCUUGGUCAACUACUGCCCUUUCGUCAAGAUUCAUCCCUUGAUGAUUUCACCAACGCUGUUCAUCAUCAUGAAGCCUAUACCUCCGGUAUUUUCUCUCUCUCCUUGCCUGACGACGUGAAGAUUGAGUUACAUGAUGCCGAGCCCGGCAACUUCGUGAUAAUAGCUGAGGAUGAUACAACUGGUCCUGAACCUACCAGAACUCUCCGUAUUGGUGAGAUUGACCAGAAGCUUCCUGAUGGUUUCAAGAUCAUUAUGUUGAACAAAUCUGCCCGUGGCUCCUGGACUCUACCACCAACUCGUGAUCGUGUUUCCUUCACAUGGGAUGUCAAUUUUGCUGAUGUUAUCGGUGUCUUCCGCCCUACACGGACACGACGACUGCCCCCAUCUCUUCUCUCUUGGUUGAAGACACAUGGAGCUUUGUGAUGGUCUCACUCACACAUCGAUGUCUAGAUGCUGUCUGGGGGGCGUGCACACGAUAUCUCGUGAAUAGUCGACACAUCUAUCCAUCUCUCUCUGUCCCCUUGUGCCAGUGUUACCAGCGCUGGCCCUGUUGAUCGAUAUCCUAAG